AUGAGUGCGAUGCUCUGCAGGCUCGUGGCGUAUCUGUCCGUCUCUCUGCACGCGCUCAUCUCCCCGUGCCAGCUCCACCCCCAGCCCUGUGGCAUCCUCGCGCAGAUCGGACACACCAUCCGCCUCGGCGCCGUCCUGCCCUCCCGUCAGCCCUCGCGCGUCCGGGCCGCCCUCAACCGCGCGCUCCUUCACGCCAGGAGCCGCCCGCACGCGCCGCUCUUACCCUACAACCUGAGUGUGGAGGUGGUGUGGGCGCGAGCGGCGCACGCGGACCCGGAGUCGGUGUUCCGGUGCGUGUGUCAGGACGUGGUGGUGCGCGGGGUCUCCGCCGUGCUCGCCUUCCCGCAGAGCCACCACGAGCUCGUGCAGGUGGAGUUCAUUUCCGCCUUCCUGGAGAUCCCCUUCAUCAGCAUCAUCGAGGAAGGAGAAGCGCUGCGCACGCAGAACCGGUUCCACCUGCAGAUGCUGACUCAUGUCCCUGCUUCUGGAUUGGCUGAGCUGCUUCUGUCGGUUCUGGUGCAGGCGGGGUGGCAGGGCGGGGCAACGGUCAUGUGCCCAGGAGGGAGUGACAGCAAAGUAUUAGAACACCUCCACCAGCGGGGCCGGGCCGGGCUAAACAGCUCACACUGGAAUCUGUGGGAAACCCUUGACCUUUCCAACCACUGGGCGUCUUCAACGAGCAAGGAGAAGGAAGUAGGUAAUCAGGAACAGGAAGUGAGCAAGCUCCUCUCACAACUCAUGAGCCGAACUCCAUCUGCUUUGCACUCCAGCGUGGUCGUGUUGGGGUCAGACCCGGAGUGUGUGAGCUUGGUUUUGUGUGCAGCGACCCGACUCAGACACACGCUCUGGGUUCUGGGACUGCCCCUGAACCCGGACGCUUUAAGUGCUGUUGGGGCUCCAGAAGGCCUGCUAGCAUACGGACAGACGGAGCGCAGGACGCUCAGCUCCUACAUCGGUGACGCGCUGCAGCUGGUGGGCCGGGCUGUGUCCCAUGCCAGCGUGGUGAGACCCGACCUGGCGCUCAUCCAGAACAUGGUCAACUGCUUCGACAAACCCAAUAAACACGAGGUGCUGUCAUCAGGACACUACCUGUCCAGAUUCCUCUCCAACACCUCCUUCGAGGGUCUGACAGGUCGCAUCAGUGUGCAUCCCUCCAUCUCCAGCGUUUCCACCACACACAGGUUCCACAUUUGGAGCCUUCAGAGGGACGCUCUAGGUCAGCCGAGCUGGACCACGGCGGCUGAAUGGCAUUCUGGACACUUGGAGAUGGAUAAGAAGAGCAUUUGGCCAGAUUUAAUGAAACAUGAGAUGGAUCAGAUUGUGACCGUCCAGGUAGGAGAACGUUGGCAUCCUGGACUUCCUGUUUCUGGGCACAGACUCCGUGUUGUGACUUUGGUGGAGCAUCCGUUUGUUUUUACCCGCAAGGCUGAUGAAGAUGGCCAAUGCCCAGCUGGACAGCUUUGUCUGGACCCUCAAACCAACAAUUCAGACCUUCUGAAUGAUCUUUUCAGAGAUCUGGAGGAAAAAAACAGCAGCUCAUUACCAUCUGAGAUGAUCAAAUGCUGCUAUGGAUACUGCAUCGACCUGCUGGAGAAGCUCGCUGAAGACAUGCAAUUUAAUUUUGAACUCUACAUCAUUGGGGAUGGAAAGUACGGAGCAUGGAAAAAUGGCCAGUGGACAGGGCUGGUGGGAGACUUGCUGAGCGGCGCGGCCGACAUGGCUGUCACCAGCUUCAGCAUCAAUUCAGCACGGAGUAAAGUGAUGGACUUCACCAGCCCAUUCUUCUCCACCAGCUUGGCCAUCCUGGUGCGCAGUAAGGACACGGCUGUGCCCAUCGGAGCCUUCAUGUGGCCGUUACACUGGUCCAUGUGGGUGGGGAUCUUCAUCACACUCCACAUCACUGCUCUUUUCCUCACACUCUAUGAAUGGAAAAGUCCAUUUGGAAUGACACCGCAUGGACGAAACCAAGUCCGAGUUUUUUCCUAUUCAUCUGCACUCAACCUGUGCUACGCCGUGCUGUUUGGGCGAACUGUCCCAAGCAAGACACCAAAAUGCUGGACCGGGCGAUUCCUCAUGAACCUCUGGGCCAUCUUCUGCCUGCUGGUGCUCUCCAGCUACACAGCGAACUUAGCAGCCGUGAUGGUGGGUGAGAAAAUAUUCGAGGAGGUGUCUGGAAUUCACGAUGCCAAGCUCCAGCACCCGUCUCUGGGUUUCCGCUUUGGGACGGUCCACGAGAGCAGCGCUGAAGAUUACAUGAAGAAGAGUUUUCCUGAAGUGCAUGAGUACAUGAGACACUUCAACCAGCCCACCACACCACAGGGGAUCGCGACACUCAAGACAGAUCCUCCUCAGCUUGAUGCUUUCAUCAUGGAUAAAGCUCUGCUCGAUUAUGAAGUCUCCACUGAUGCAGAGUGUAAGCUGUUGACGGUGGGAAAACCCUUCACUAUCGAAGGUUAUGGUAUUGGUUUACCUCAUCAUUCCCCGUUGACCCAUAACUUUUCGGAGGUUGUGAACGGUUAUAAGUCAGACGGUUUUAUGGAUCUGCUGCAUGAUAAAUGGUAUCGGGCCACGCCCUGCGGAAAACGAAGCUUUGCCAUCACCGAGAGUCUACAGAUGGGGAUCCAGCACUUCUCUGGACUCUUUGUGUUGUUGUGUGUUGGUGUUGUGGGUUCGUUACUCACACUGCUGAGUGAACACACCUUCUACAGCUUCAUCUUACCGCGCCUGCACAACCAACACCGACUGAAGUACUGGCUCCACACCAGCCAGAAAAUCCACCGAGCGUUAAACACAGUGUGUGAGGAAAAGAAAACAGAAAACACAAACACAAAUGUUCCCUUGUGUCUGUCAGAAGGCUGUAAGCUCCACCGUCUGCCCUCCGCUGAUCCCUCCAUCUCCUCUUCCUCCUCCAACAACAAGUGGAACAACGACAGCCCUGAAGCUACGAGCCUCGAACCCAAAGACGCUAAUCACAAGCGUGUCCACUUCAACCUGGGGAGGUUGGAUGGUGGCAUUAAGAAGCUGUUGAGGUCACAGCGGGGUAUCAGGGGGUUAGUGGGCAGCCCCCCCGCUCAGCUGUGUGCCAAUGGAGACACAGCGUCAGGGAUCAGCCUGGUCCUCCUGCCCCCUGCCUGCCCCGCCUCCUCUCGCUCCUCUCUGUGGGAGGGGGAACUUCAGGAGAUUGAGAGCAAGAUCGAGGAGUUUCAGGGGAACCUGCGCGUGGCACUGGCGCGGAGAGCCGAGAUCCAGAGGAACCUGGAGAAAGAGCGAGAGAGAGAGAGACAGAUGGAGAGAGACAGCAGCCGUCUGUCCUUCAGCAGGAGGUGA
Neoarius graeffei (lesser salmon catfish) is the source of this 3327-nucleotide messenger RNA. It is a transcript of the gene grin3ba, whose product is annotated as glutamate receptor, ionotropic, N-methyl-D-aspartate 3Ba. The record is from RefSeq and is a predicted model, not a curated record. Gene Ontology annotation, cellular component: plasma membrane; postsynaptic membrane. Gene Ontology annotation, biological process: modulation of chemical synaptic transmission; ionotropic glutamate receptor signaling pathway; monoatomic ion transport. Gene Ontology annotation, molecular function: transmitter-gated monoatomic ion channel activity involved in regulation of postsynaptic membrane potential; NMDA glutamate receptor activity. Bases 1 to 3327 code for a protein of 1108 amino acids. Lineage: Eukaryota; Metazoa; Chordata; Actinopteri; Siluriformes; Ariidae. The transcript has 11 exons.